CCUCAUCAUGGUGCUCUCCAUGGGAGUGGGACUGCUCAUCUGGAGAAGACAAUGCGGCUACAGCAAAGCUUCUCAGGAGGGAGACGAGGAACUUUACUUCCAGUUUAAGAUCCCCACACGGAGAACCUACAUCGACCCAGAGACCUGCGAGGACCUGCUGCAGGCCGUGCACGCCUUCGCCAAGGAGCUGGACAACCAGAGCAUCAAGAUAGAGAGAAUCAUGCACACAGGUGACUUCGGGGAGGUGUGCCGCGGCUGCCUGAAGCUGCCCAGCAAGAGAGAGCUGCCGGUGGCCAUCAAGACGCUGCGGGCCGGCUGCUCCGACAAGCAGCGCCGCGCCUUCCUGAGCGAGGCCGGCAUCCUGGGACAGUUCGACCACGCAAACAUCCUCCGGCUGGAAGGCGUCAUCACCACCGGAAACACCAUGAUGAUCGUAGAGGAGAGCAUGGCCAACGGAGCCCUGGACUCCUUCCUCAGGAAACACGAAGGCCAGCUGAGCUCCAUGCAGCUGAUGGACAUGCUGACCGGGGUGGCUUCAGGGAUGAAGUACCUCACUGAGAUGGGCUUCGUGCACAAACGGCUGGCAGCCCACAAGGUUCUGGUGAACUCCAACCUGACCUGCAAGGUGUCCGGCUUCAGACCCCUUCAGGAGGACAAGAUAGAGGCCAUCUACACCACGCUGCACGGAGGGAAGAGCGUGGUUCUGUGGACCGCGCCGGAGGCCAUCCAGUACCACCGCUUCUCUUCAGCCUCCGACGUCUGGAGCUUCGGCAUCGUCAUGUGGGAGGUCAUGUCCUACGGAGAGAGACCCUACUGGGACAUGGGCACGCAGGAUGUGAUUAAGGCCAUCGAGGACGGCUUCAGGCUACCAGCUCCGGUCAGCUGUCCUCCACAUCUCCACCAGCUGAUGCUGGACUGCUGGCAGAAGGAGCGCACCGAGAGGCCCAGUUUCAGCCAGAUCCACUCGGCGCUCAGUAAGAGCAUCCGGUCUCCGGAUGGCAUGGGCUCAUCUACGCUGGCCCGCAGAACCCUGAGCUCGUCCAUCACCCUGGCCGAGCGGCCGCUGCCCAGCUUCCCGUCCUUCAGCUCAGUGGGAGAGUGGCUGGACGCCGUGGACAUGGGCCGAUACAAGGACAACUUCACCGCCGCCGGGUACUGCUACCUGGAAUCUGUGGCCCGGAUGACCGUCCAGGACGUCCUGAGCCUCGGCAUCACCUCUCUGGAUCACCAGAAGCUGAUCCUGGCCGCCAUCCAGACGCUCAGGGCGCAGGUGAUCCAGAUGCACGGGCGGGGGGUGCAGGUCUGAGCGCCGGACUCGCCCAGCCGGGCUGCAGCAGCGCACCUCCAGGUGUGCAGGCGGAGCCGCCGAAGGAGCUCGUCCACCGGAGGAAAGGCGAGCAGAUGAUCCACUCCAUCCCUUCAGCCCUUCUUCCCGUUAACAGAGGAGAUGCGUGGUGAGACUCCAGGGGGGGGGGGGGGGAGUCACGGGACUUUUUGUGAAUCUGGAGCCGCUGGCCCUGCAGCUCCUUUACUUUAACCUGCUGGGAGACGAAGCUGCCGCCAUCCAGCGCCGGUGCGACCCAAUGAAUGACUGGGAGGAUGCCACAGCUGCAAGUGUGGGCGGAGCCUAAGCAGGUGGCCACGUUCUCCUGAUGUUUCUGUGGGCGGAGCCUCAGCAGGUGGCCACGUUCUCCUGAUGUUUCUGUGGGCGGAGCCUAAGCAGGUGGCCACGUUCUCCUGAUGUUUCUGUGGGCGGAGCCUCAGCAGGUGGCCACGUUCUCCUGAUGUUUCUGUGGGCGGAGCCUAAGCAGGUGGCCACGUUCUCCUGAUGUUUCUGGCCAAUCAGACCAGCUGGUGGAACUGCUCUGUUGUUGGCUUUUCUUUUCCUCCUCGGUGCUUCUCCUGGUUUUCCUUGUGCUGGAUGUCUUCUGGGUCACAGAAUCCCCCCGAUGUCAACGUUUACGGGCACAUCUCAAAAACUUUAGAAUGUCGUGAAAAUGAAACCCUUUCUGUCCCUCAUUUCAGAGAGUGAAGCUCAUUUAUAGAUUUAUUAAACAGAUGGAAACAAUUCAAGUCUGAUCUCCUGUAAUUUGAUGAUUCUGGUUCAGAGAA
Molecule: messenger RNA, 2112 nt
Organism: Fundulus heteroclitus (mummichog)
Lineage: Eukaryota; Metazoa; Chordata; Actinopteri; Cyprinodontiformes; Fundulidae
Product: ephrin type-A receptor 7
Exons: 11
Coding region: 8-1306 (432 amino acids)
Biological process (GO): axon guidance; protein phosphorylation
Cellular component (GO): neuron projection
Molecular function (GO): ATP binding; protein binding; transmembrane-ephrin receptor activity
Source: RefSeq, a predicted model, not a curated record